Molecule: messenger RNA, 2356 nt
Organism: Oncorhynchus keta (chum salmon)
Lineage: Eukaryota; Metazoa; Chordata; Actinopteri; Salmoniformes; Salmonidae
Product: G protein-coupled receptor 137Ba-like
Exons: 7
Coding region: 204-1451 (415 amino acids)
Biological process (GO): negative regulation of osteoclast differentiation; regulation of autophagy; negative regulation of bone resorption
Cellular component (GO): lysosomal membrane
Source: RefSeq, a predicted model, not a curated record
CCGGCAAAAAGAGGGGGGUGUCUCUUUUCCCCCUCUCCUCCCUCCUUUGUCUCCCUCCCUCUCUCUGAGUCAGACUGCAGAGCUGUGAGUCUGAAGCAAAGGCUCCAUGGAGAGGAGAUAUCGUCUCUACCAGACACACAUUGCCUGAGAGAGAAGAAAAAAGAAGGAUUCCCUUCUUUCUCUCCCUCGUUGAGGAACAGAGGAUGAAUGGAGAAGCGAUGGACAUGUCCCUGGAGUCAUCAUCCCCGGUGGUGGAGAAAAGCACCGUCGGGGGGAUUUCAGCGGCACCAGAGCCGGCAUUCACGAUGGCAGCAGCCGGUAACGGCUCCCUGCCUCCUCCGCCCACCAUGGCCCCGGCCAUCCCACCCUACGUCAAGCUUGGCCUCACUGUGGCCUACACUGUCUUCUACUCUCUCCUCUUUGCCUUCAUCUAUGCCCAGCUGUGGCUAGUGCUCCGAUACCGACACAAGCGCUUCAGCUACCAGACGGCCUUCCUCUUCCUGUGUCUGCUGUGGGCCGCGCUGCGCGCCCUCCUCUUCUCCUUCUACUUCCGCGACUGCGUCACGGCCAACACGCUGGGGCCCUUCGCCUUCUGGCUGCUCUACUGCUUCCCCGUCUGCCUGCAGUUCUUCACGCUGAGCCUCAUGAACCUCUACUGCGCCCAGGUUUACUUCAAGGCAAAGUCCAAGUAUACCCCAGAGCUCCUUAAAUACAAGCUCCCUCUCUACCUGGUCUUCUUGGCGGUCAGUCUUCUCUUCCUGGUGGUCAACCUGGCCUGUGCCCUGCUGGUUAAGAUGACCGCCACCGAUGUCAAGACCAUUGUCCUGGUCAGAGUCACCAUCAACGAUACGCUCUUCGUGCUCUGCGCCGUCUCACUGUCCAUCUGCCUUUACAAGGUGGCUAAGAUGUCCCUGGCCAGCAUAUACCUCGAGUCCAAGGGAACGUCGGUGUGUCAGGUGACUUUGAUUGGCGUCCUGGUGGUUCUGCUGUACGCAUCACGGGCCUGCUACAACCUGGUGGUGCUUGCUCUGACCGACAUCGAGACCAUCAACUCUUUCGACUACGACUGGUACAACGUGUCCGACCAGGCUGACUUGAGGUCCACUCUGGGAGACGCUGGCUACAUCGUGUUCGGGGUGAUCCUUUUUGUCUGGGAACUGCUGCCAACCUCCCUGGUGGUCUUCUUCUUCAGGGUCCGCAGGCUGCCACAGGACAGGAGUGGAUCAGGGAUCCCAAACCAUGUGCUCUCGUCCAGAGGUUACUUCUUUGACAACCCCCGUCGGUACGAUAGCGACGAUGACCUGGCGUGGAGCAUCCCUCCUCAGAACAACUCCACAAGCCUAAUUACAGACUGCUACGACUGGGGCAGCCACAACAGCAGUUUCACUGUCCAAACAGGGACGGACGAACAACGGUUGGCACCAGUGACGGGAGAGCUUCGUCCAUACUGAGACAUGAGUCCAGGGUCGGGGUCAAUUUCAUUUCAAUUCAUUCAAAGCAGGAAGCAAAAAUUCAAAUUCUCCUAAUUGAAAAGCAAAAAAUGUUUUGGAAUUGACCAACUUUGAACCAGUCCACUGCACUGUACAGCACCGCAAUGCACUUUGUAAACUUUGACAGCAUCCGUAUUUUGUCCAUCAGCCAACGUACUGCAUUAGUCACUUAGUGAUAAUGUAGACCAGUGGUUCCAAAACUAUUUCACUCGGGGCCCCGUUCCAUCAUUGGGGAACCUCCCAUUAGCUGACAUGGGCUCAUUGAUCUGGACAUUUCUGACAAGUUUUAAAUAGCUCUAAGGUAUGCAAUUAAUGACAAGAGGAAAACGGAUGAUACACUACACAUAAUUGUGCCUUGUGCAUUCUACUAUUACAACUUUCAAGAGUAAGUUGUAAGCCUGACUGAGUUCCUCAACAACAACAAAACCUCUGUGUCCCCCUAUCGACCGCCCCACAGUUUGGGAACCACUGAUAGACAUUUUAGAAAGUCAUCUAGAAAACCUGUGAAAUAAACCCAUACUAUAAGCUAGCACUAAGUCAUGCACAAACAUAUACAUCAAGGUAGCUGACCUUAGACAAUAUCAACAAUCGAAAGCCUGUAUAUAACAAUGAUACAAAUACAGAAACAAAAUCAUGUCAUAUCUAUAUCUGCAGUAAAUAUGACUAUGAACAUACAUUAAUUUAUUGGUGAUGUAAUGGUGAAAAAAAAUUGGAUUCUAUAUUUCUAACAGGAAGUUGUUUUUUAAUGUAAUUUGUAAUGAAGAAAGUUUCACUGAUCAGACGCUCUAUUGUGUCCGCUUUUCUGUCUGUAUCGUGUUCGGUAUUGACAAAAACAUGAAUAAAAGGACAUUUGUGUUGACAGCUUA